This is a messenger RNA of Oreochromis niloticus (Nile tilapia), 8563 nucleotides long. RefSeq names its product solute carrier family 6 member 8 (gene slc6a8). The transcript has 14 exons. Gene Ontology annotation, molecular function: gamma-aminobutyric acid:sodium:chloride symporter activity. Gene Ontology annotation, biological process: amino acid transport; sodium ion transmembrane transport; nitrogen compound transport. Gene Ontology annotation, cellular component: plasma membrane. Bases 1889 to 3466 code for a protein of 525 amino acids. The record is from RefSeq and is a predicted model, not a curated record. Lineage: Eukaryota; Metazoa; Chordata; Actinopteri; Cichliformes; Cichlidae.
GAGGAAUGGCAAUUGGGGGCGUGGCAUUUGUCAUGACGUCACACAGAGCGGCUGCUUCUCCUUUUAAAGCCGCUGGUGCCUGACGGACAGACAGACUUUAAAUACCGACUCCGCCGGGAACUCUGACAGCUCUGCGCAGCGGGACGCACUCUCUUCGGUCCGGACGCGCUCUUCCUCCUCCUCCUCCUCGGAUGGAGCUGCUGCUGCAAUUCCUGCACAGUCUGCACCGCCGCCGGGACUGAAGUCGUGAGCAGCUCCGCUUCUUUUUUCUUUUUCUUUUUUGAUUAUUUUUUAGGGGAAUAAUAGGACUGUUCUCGGUUCCGCCGUCCUCUCUGUCUUCCAGCAGGCCGCCGUCUCCUCCGUGACUCUCUGUUCCCAUGCGAUUCUUCAGACUCACAUUCAAGUGUUUCGUGGAUUGUUUUUGAAGGUCGCUGUCCGAUCGUCGGUGUAAAUCCCUUUCUUUUAUUUUUAUUUUUAUUUUAUUUUUCAAAUUAAACCCCUGUAAUUCGAGACCCCCCCCCCCUUUUUUUUUUUAAAUAACAGACUUUCUGAAUUUGUGACCUCUUUUUAAAAAAAUAAAAUAAAAAUAAAAACAUUAUUGAAUCAUCUGAAAAAGAGCUGGCGUCAUAAAUAAGAGACCAGAGUCUGGAUCCUCGGCUGCACAGAGGAAGAAUCACGUUUCUUCUGGUUGUGAGUGAGGAAGAGUGAGAGAGGGGCAGAGGAUAAAGGUCCUGCUCCUGACCCUCUGUCUCUGAGUGACUGUUGGUCUGUAACUGGCCGCUGGCUGGUUUAGUGGGACUCUGAGAGGAGGUGAACAGGAGGUGUGGAAAACUGAGACUGUGGGACUAAAAGGAGAAAAAGAACUCAGUCUUUAAAGAGACAAAACCUUCAAAAUAAAAGCACGCUGAGGUGGACUGGUGUUUUACUGGUUUAUGUGGUACCUGACUGGUUGCUUGGACUUGAGUUUUGGGGACUUCUAAAAAUACAAAAAGCCAAAUUAAAGGGAAAACACCCCCCAGCCUUUGUUGACUGGUAUCUGACUGCUUUUUAGGAGUGAGAAACUGACUUUAAGGAUUAUAAUCUGCAGGAAUUAAAACACUCUAAAGUGGGAAUCACAGCUGACUAUUCCUUCUGGUUUCUAACUGGUGUCUGGGUUUAGGAGUGAUUUAAAAAGACUGAAAUCUGAAGAAAAUAAAGGGAUUCUAAGUGGGAACCAUUGCUGACUAUUCCUACUUGUCUGACUGCUAACCUAAGUGGGAACUGUGGGGAAACACCUGAACAGAAAUAAGAGAUAUUGCAGACAUAACCUGCAGGAAUUAAAGGGAAUACAGAGGCUGAAUAUUUGGAGCACUUCCUGACUGGUUCCCAUUCUGUGAAUGAUGGAGAAGCAGGCUCUUCCAGCCUCCUCCUGCUCUCUGGUUCUCCUGGAGGAGACCAAAAAGAGCCCCAUAACUCUCUCUAACGGGGGCGGUGGCAGUGGUUAUGCCCCUGCGGCCGCUAAUGGCAGCCUCGUCCGCUGACAGUGGCGGGGACAGGCGUCGCUGGUGGAGUGGUGGGGACUGGUUGUGUUGGACAGGACAAAAAAGGUGGUGUGGUCAACGGAGUGGGGCCUGGUUACCAGGAGCGGGAAACCUGGACACGACAGAUGGACUUCAUCAUGUCCUGCGUGGGCUUUGCUGUAGGACUCGGAAACGUGUGGAGGUUCCCCUACCUGUGCUACAAGAACGGAGGAGAAUUGAAAGGGUUAAGAAGAGGGUACCGGGAUCCUUGAGGGCAUUCUCCGAGUGCCUAAAGACUUACCAAAGGUGUGUUUCUGAUCCCCUACCUGCUGAUCGUGUUCGUUGGAGGAAUCCCCAUCUUCUUCCUGGAGAUCUCGCUUGGUCAGUUCAUGAAAGCGGGAAGCAUCAACGUCUGGAACAUCGCGCCGCUGUUUAAAGGACUGGGUUAUGCCUCCAUGGUGAUUGUGUUUUUCUGUAACACCUACUACAUCAUGGUGCUGGCCUGGGGCUUCUACUACCUGAUCAAGUCCUUCACCGCCACGCUCCCGUGGUCCUCCUGCAACAACGAGUGGAACACGCCCAGCUGCAUCGAGAUCUUCCAUCACCAGGACUGCAAAAACGCCAGCUUCGCCAACAUCACCGUCGGCAGCAGCAACAUGACCUGCGCCGACCUGGCCGACGCGCGAUCGCCCAUCAUCGAGUUCUGGGAAAACAAAGUGUUGAGCAUCUCGUCUGGUCUGGACGAACCGGGGAAGAUGAACUGGGAGCUCAUUUUGUGUCUGAUGGCUGUCUGGGUUCUGGUUUACUUCUGCGUCUGGAAGGGAGUCAAAUCCACCGGGAAGAUUGUGUACUUCACGGCCACCUUUCCCUACGUGGUCCUCAUCAUCCUGCUGGUCAGAGGGGUGACCCUGCCCGGAGCCUACGAUGGCAUCAUGUACUACAUCAAACCUGACUGGUCCAAACUGGAGGAGGCUCAGGUGUGGAUAGAUGCUGGCACUCAGAUCUUCUUCUCCUACGCCAUCGGCCUUGGUGCUCUGACCGCUUUAGGCAGCUACAACCGCUUUAACAAUGACUGCUACAAAGAUGCCUUCAUCUUGGCGCUCAUAAACAGCGGGACAAGCUUCUUCGCCGGCUUUGUCGUGUUUUCUAUUCUCGGCUUCAUGGCUGCGGAGCAGGGAGUCGACAUAUCACAGGUCGCUGAAUCAGGUCCAGGUCUGGCCUUCAUUGCAUAUCCGAAGGCAGUCAGUCUGAUGCCGGUGGCCCCGCUGUGGGCGGCACUCUUCUUCUUCAUGCUGCUGCUGCUCGGACUGGACAGUCAGUUUGUCGGGGUGGAGGGUUUUGUUACCGGGAUUCUGGAUCUGUUUCCUGGAAAGUAUUAUCAUCGCUACAAAAGGGAGAUCGCUGUGGCGAUAUGCUGUUUACUCUGCUUCAUUAUUGACCUCUCCAUGGUGACACAGGGAGGGAUGUACGUCUUCCAGUUGUUUGACUACUAUUCGGCCAGUGGGAUGACUCUGUUGUGGCAAGCAUUCUGGGAAUGCAUAGUAGUUGCCUGGGUCUACGGUGCUGACCGCUUCAUGGAUGAUGUGGCUCGUAUGAUUGGCUACCGGCCCUUCCCCUGGAUGAAGUGGUGCUGGUCUUUUAUAACUCCAUGUGUCUGCAUGGGUAUCUUUCUGUUCCACCUGGUGAACUAUAAGCCCCUGACCUACAACAAUGUGUACGUGUACCCAUGGUGGGGCGAGGUGAUUGGCUGGUGUCUGGCUCUGUCCUCCAUGCUGUGCAUUCCUGUCAGCCUUCUCUACAAACUCUUUAGAGCCAAGGGAACCUUCAAAGAGCGUUGGGCCCACCUGACCACUCCGGUGUGGGGAGCCCAUCACUUGGAGUACAUGGCCCCGGAUAUCAAGUCCUUGAGCUCCAUGUCGCCCGGCACCGAUGACAACAAAGUCAUCAUCUUCGAGAGUGUCAUGUAGGCAGGACUCCAUCCCUGUCCAUCCAUCCCAACUCCGACUAGACAACCGACAGCACCACACUCGACCUUCAGCGUUACCUCCAACCCAUACAGAGGCCUCAGAAAGGACUCGAAGUGAUUGAUUAGAUUUGUGGACUGAUUGAUUGCCUUGCCCUUCGAUUAACUGAUUGAUGGGUCUCCUUGGACCUAUUGAUCAGUUGGUCUCUUCAUGUCACUAGAAUGACCAACGCUAAAGAUUUUUUUUAAUACCUAGAAAAGAACAAAGCAGAAGAGGAGUGACACAGCUCCUUCAGGAAGCUUUUCAUAAUCCCAACAACCUCGAACAACCAGGAAAAAGAAAUACUCUCCCUGAAUGUGGAUAAAAUGCUAAAUAAGGGUAAUCUAAAGUUUUCACUAAAGGCAGAAUCAUUUUGUGUUCUCUAAAAAAACAAAACAAAAGCGUGUCUGCUGUCGAGGUCGAAGUCGGAGGUCAGGUUUCCUCCAUCACCGAUAAUCGGUAGUAUCAAUGCAAUCUUCUCUCUGAGUGGGUGGAAUGAAAGUGCAAACGUUAACUAAUAAACUGCCAUUACAUAAAAUCAUCUCAUUAUUAAACGUUAAAGGGACUUGUGCUCACUGAUUUUUAUUUUAAGCUGGAGUUCGGCGUACUUAUUGCUCUGUGUUGUUUUUAAAUUUACGAUUCUGGAUCUCCAGUAGGUGUAAUGGCCGUUUAUUCACACAGACAGAGUUCUAGACAGACAGACUGACUGACACCCAGAAAAUUAACAGAGGUCAUUUGCUUUGCAACAGGAUUUAAUAAAUGACAGGAAAUAGUCUGAGACUCAGUCCCGUCGUCAAACAUAAAAAGGGAAGAAAAGAUCAACCGAGAACCAGAACUAUCGGGUAAAACGAUCUCCAGGACUGGAGAGUAAAAAGUUCAACCUCCUGUUAUCAAGCAAACCAGCGGUCCAGGAAGCCAGACUGAGCUCAGAGAGUUCCUCAGACACCUCUUGGUGAGCAUUUUGAUUGUUGAGGCCCAAAUCCUAAAACCCAAACUGCUGCUCUGAUUCCUUUUGGACGUUUCAAUAUGUCGGUGCACCUCUGCUGAAGCUAAAUACUACAAAUCACCAGCUUUUUACUACUGAUCCCAGAACAGUCCUGGCUCCUGAGCAGUGUCGUGCUUCUCUGACCGCUGACCUCUGAUCUGCAACAACAGAUCUGAUCUCAGAGGGAAAUGUCCAGAGAGACUUCAGUCAGAGUUAUAACGAGGGCUUUAAAUUUAACACAAUCAAAAACAAUUAAUAAGAGCAGUAAAAUCUUCUCAGAGCUUUUAACCCCAACCAGGGUGAAUACACGACAACACUGCAGCUUCUUAGCUGUGAAAAUAUUUCACAUUAUCCAACAGAAAACACACAGAUGCCAUCAGCUGUCGAAACUGAUUUGAAACUAGACUGAAAUCUCACUGGAUCUGACCUUUAACCCCUCCCUGUCAUGUGUCUGACCUCCCUGUGAGGAGGUUCAGGCCUGCGUGAGAAUCAGGUCAGAGGUCGGGCUUCGUUCAGUGUCCCCCAGGUCGACUAAAGUGCCAAAUGGGGCGCUGCCCGCCCUGCAGGGCUGAUCCUAGACCAGGGCUCCAGGCUGCCAAAAUCAACCUGUUAGCUCUUCUAUCUGCCUCGUCUCAGUCUCAUCGAUGCUGCAGUCCUCCAUCCAAACCUCACUUCUUCCUACUGAACCACUGAUGGUGGCACCUUUCUGAAUUGAAAUAAGAAAACUAGUAUCAAUAAAAUGGUAAUAUAAGUACAUCAGUGCUCUUCCUUACACAAUGCAUUGACCGAGUAACACUAACUCACAUUCAUGAAGUUAAACUGCAAUAUAUGCACAAUUACUUUACUUAACUUAAACUUAAAACACUUAAACACAUUUUUAAAUAAAAAUAAACUAAAACAAGAAAUCACACUCACACACUGUCAGUUGUAGACAAAUUUAUGUAACUGUACACAAUUAAAUAUUAUUAUUUGUAUAAAAUUAACAGCAGAAAAUGACAGUAAGGGAUCAUUUUUAUUGCUUAAACUGAUAAAUUUGAUUUAGCUGGGUGCUACACCUUUUUUUUUUUUUUUUUUUUUUUUAACUGAAAAAUAGCAUGGGGCUAAUUUCUUGUGGUAAUGAUUUUAUAACGUUGGAAAUGUGUGAACCCUGUGCAAAUCUUCUGCACCAUACAGAUGAGCAGAUACUAAAGUACUGAAAUACCGUAUAAAAAGUGUUCAAAUUUAAGAAAAAUUGCUGAAGUGAAACAUGAACGUCAAAAUUAGCUACAAAAACUAUCAGUAGGACUUCCACUGAUUUGCUUAGCGGACCCAAAAUGCACGUUUAGUCUGAAGACCAGAAAAAGACCCAAUUUGACUUUAGAACCGAGUCCGUGUUCACCUGCAGUCCGGUCAGCUGGUGGAGACAUGAGAGCCGGAGGACUCAGUGUGGUGCCAAGCAUUGCCUUACAUUGUUGUCUUAACUCUAGAGCCUGAACGGUUGACUAGCCAAACCCAGAGCCCUACAGGACGUCCUGUGUACGGCUCUGGUUUAUAUCAAACCAAUCAGCAGUCUGCGGGGGCGUGUCUACAACUCUGUCUCCUAGCAACCCCUCACCAUCCACCCAUCAUGGGGAACUUUAAUAAUUAGAAUGUAAAAUAUGCGAAAAUUACAUACAUUUGCACAUUGCUGUAAAAAAAGAAAUAAUGUUGCUAGCACUUUUAAAAAAAGAAUCGUGUUAGAAAUCGCGUUUUGUUUUACAUAUUGUAAGAUGAAUCAGAGAUUUAUUUUAUGGAGGCUUUUAUUUUGCUGAUACAUACAAUAUGACAAAUAUAUAUAUAUUGAAUAUCUUUGUGUGUUAUCUAUAUUUGAUGCAGUAUAUAAUUGCGAUAAUGAUGAUGAUGAUAAAGAUUUCUGGCUGAUUGUUCACGUUUAGCUGGCGAACACAAGCAAAGCGGUGCCUCGAGCUUUAGGCUACCUCACUCCUCAUUCAAACUUUCAAAGCAAAUUUCUUUUAGCUUUUUAUGCAAAGGUUUGUCAGCAGUACCGGCUGGUAGCAGGAGGGGAUUGUGGGAAGUUUCUCCAACGCCAAUAAAAACAAAAAGUCAUGCUUUAAAACAACUUAAACUGGGGACUUUUAGGUUGAAUUUUUAAACAUUUAAUGUUGCUGAUACACACUGAUGCUGCGAGGCCUUUACACAGGUGUCUGACUAGCUAACGUGAACAACCAGCGUAGGGCGGGGCUAUUAUUCUGGCGGGUUUGCUGCGAUGCAGUGAUAUGAAGAAUGUCGAGGUUUCGUGUGGCUCUGAGCAAACUUCGAAAGGGAAUCUGUUGGGUUCUCUCUUUUACUUUUACUGACUUGUAAUGUUCAAAGUGCUCAAGUGUUUGAAGAGUUUUAGCUUUAGAUGAUUUUUAUUUGUGUUUUAAUCAAUAUCAGUGUUCUCCCAAUGACCCACCCCACGGCUCUCACGUCAUUACCUGAGUUUGAUAGAAAAGUAUGACAAACAAUCCUUUAAAGUCAAUUUGCUGAUAAUUGCUGACUGUAACUGCCAUUUGAAAUAAUUAGUAAGCUCCUGCCACUCACUAUCUCAGUAUAGUGAGGUAGUCAGACCUGGAGUGACAGUGCCAACAUGCGUGCAGCUGAAAAGAAAAACAAAAGAAAACACUAAGAUACUCCACCGGUUAGUUUAAGACAGUAAUUACAGCCAGAUACCCGAGAACUUAAAGAACAGCAUUAGCAGAAUCAGCGCGGACCAAAACUGACACGAAUCUGGUUUCUGUAUUUAAUCUCUGGCUUAAAGCCCUGUUCAGUCAGGAUGGAUGGAGGUUUUUAAUCCAGUCAAACAAAUGAGUUGGAUGAAAUGGUUAAAUUCAAAAACCUGCAUCCUUUACAACAAUGAUAAAAGUCGCCCUCCAUCAUGUUUGGUUUAUGCAAAGUAAGAAGUCAACAUAGCAUAAUGGACACAAACAAGACAAACUCAGUCAUUUUCAGACCACAAAUGGAAACCUAAUACCUAAGUCGUCAGCUCGAAAAUACUUCAAUACAAACCCUUCUUUCAGUUAUUGUACACAACUAAUUCAAUAGACCAACUUAAGUGACUUAAAAAACAGUUUUUGGGCCCUGUAGUAAUAUCGACUGUAAAGUCAAACAUCAUCUGCAUAAAAAAAAUGCUUCAAAAAACACAAAUCUUUGGAUUUGGUAUGACUUCUACUUCCCAAUUAUAUCAAUACCUCUGAUGUAAAUCUAUAUUAAAAGUUUGAUGUUUUUUUUUUUUUUUUUUAAAAAGCCCAUAGUUAGCCUGAGAAUCUUCCCGUUUUCUUCAGUAUCAGCGACCUGAAAAUAAUUGUGCUUCUCACUGAGAAAAAACAAAGAAAGGGAAAAAAAAAAAAAAAGUGAACAAAUCAAAAAAUAAGGAGAAAAACAAAAAUGUAUGAGAGCAAAAUAAAGAAUGGUUUUAAAUUACAGAACACAGAGGAAUCCUGUUUAUGAGGAGCUUAUUGUGGUUGGAAUUUUUACAGUUACUACCCAAAUACACAAAAGACUCUUCCACCUCUCAAAGAGAAAACCACCUUAAAUGGGGUUUAAGGGAAAGAGUGCAGAGCUCAGACGAGCCAGCCAGUUCCCAGAAUGUUUAAGAUUCAUCUGUCGAUCGAACUUUUCAUAUUUAAAUGAGAAUCCAAAGCGAGGAUGCCUUUUGUGCAGCGUUCUGCUGCAGUGUGCUGGGACGUCUUCUAGGAGCCAAAACAAAAGUCGUCAGCUCGAAAAUACUUCAAUACAAACCCUUCUUUCAGUUAUUGUACACAACUAAUUCAAUAACGGAUCAGAGACAAAGUUUCUCAUUUUUAAAAUGUACAGACAACUCACUAAGUUAUCAGUAACUAAUGUCACUGAUAGCUGCUAUUUCAUUAAUAAAACUAAACCUACAGCAAUAACCAAUCAAACUCACCGUUUAAUGUUCAAUGUUUGAGUUUUUAAAAAGUUGUAUUGUAGUGUUCUCGUCUUGUUUCUGGACUGGAGCCUGGGUGGGUCAGAGUGUGAAAAAAACAAAAAGAAUCUACAGCCAUUUAAGAAAAUGAACAUGUAUGUUACAAAAUCAA